Molecule: messenger RNA, 2707 nt
Organism: Cololabis saira (Pacific saury)
Lineage: Eukaryota; Metazoa; Chordata; Actinopteri; Beloniformes; Belonidae
Product: matrix metalloproteinase-20-like
Biological process (GO): collagen catabolic process; amelogenesis; extracellular matrix organization
Cellular component (GO): extracellular matrix
Molecular function (GO): metalloendopeptidase activity; zinc ion binding
Source: RefSeq, a predicted model, not a curated record
UAGGUCACUGCAGUUCAUGUGGUGUUAAGUCUGUGAAAUGCAUGUCAUGCUGCUGUGUUGCUGUGCCCUGGUCUUGCUUAUGCCCGGUCCAGGCUUUACAGCACCUACACUUGUACCGGAGAACGAGAGAACUCCUUCACCAGAACCACAGGUUGACUUGAUGCUGGCCACAGACUAUCUUGAGCGGUACUACAACUUGCAGAAAGAUUCUUUGGAGCGCAUGAAGCGCAGCGAGCCCCCUUUCACCUUCAAAGUGAAAGAAAUGCAGCUCUUCUUUGGGCUCAAUGCAACAGGCACCUUAGAUGAUGAGACUCUGGAGGUGAUGAAGAGCCCCCGAUGUGGCGUUCCUGAUGUUGAGGAGUACCAUCACAUCCAGGGAACACGCUGGAACAAGAAUGUCAUCACAUAUAGCAUCGGCAAAUACACCAGAGAUUUGCCCCGCAACACCGUGGACUCAUUGAUCGAGGCGGCCUUUGGUGUCUGGGCCAGAGCCAGCAGCCUGACGUUUGUCAGGACACAUACCCGGAACGCUGACAUCAUGGUGGAGUUUGUCACCUAUGCACACGGCGACUUGUUUCCAUUCGAUGGCCCCAGAGGAACGUUGGCUCAUGCGUUUGCUCCAGGGCUGGGAACUGGAGGGGACACACACUUCGACGAUGAUGAGCACUGGACAGCAGGAGAUUCGGGUUUUAAUCUGUUUCUUGUAGCUGCUCAUGAGUUUGGCCAUGCUUUGGGCCUAAAGCACUCCAACAACCCAGAGUCGCUGAUGUAUCCGACCUACAAAACCUUCCUUCCUGCCAACCUGCUAUCAGCAGAAGACGUAGCCAGUAUCAAGGCACUUUAUAGUAAUAUGUUUUUAAGUCGUCACAUGGCGUCUGUACCACUGUUCCCCAGAUUCAUGCAGGACAGAUGCGCUGCAGACCUGACCUUUGAUGCAGUGUCAACUGUCGGGGACGCCACCUUCUUUUUCAGAGACAGAUAUCUUUGGAUUAAGCACAAUAAGCAGUCUGACAUCAAAGAGGGACCCAUCACAAACUUCAUGCCCAAGAUUGAAACCAGUAUCGAUGCGGCCUUCUGGGUGCCUCGCAGAUCUACCGCCUACCUUAUCCACGAAUCCAUGUUCUGGACUGUGAAAGGCUCCAUUGUGAAGGGGAAACCCAGAGCUCUCACCCACUUUGGAUUUCCAGUUUGGAUUCAAGAUGUUGACGCAGCAGUACACAUCGUCAAAAGGGGACGCACACUUUUCUUCAUGCAUGAUAUUUACUGGAGUUUUAACGAGAACCGAAAGGUUAUGGAUUUUGGUUAUCCAAAGUACAUCAGCGAAGACUUUCCUGGGAUCAACAGCACGAUAAAUGCAGCUUUCUAUAAAGGGGGUGAGCACAUAUUAUCUACUUCAAAGUAUGUCUGCAACGACUAUCUGAGGAGGUUCUACGGUCCGAGCCUCAGAAGCAGGAACCACAGAGGUCCGACUGGGCGGAUCAGGUCGGCCAUGGAGGACAAGCUCAGGAUAAUGCAAAACGUCUUUGGUCUGAGAGAAACAGGAGUCCUGGACUCAGACACCCUGGAUGUGAUGAGGGAGCCGAGGUGUGGCGUGCCAGAUGUGGACAACUAUAGCUUUUACCCCUACAGGCCAAAAUGGAAGAACCACACCAUCACUUACAUGAUUGCGAAAUAUACUCCAGACAUGAGGAGAGAGGAAAUGGGAAAGUCAUUUGAUUCAGCCUUGAACAAUGUGGAGCAAAGCAGCCCCCUUAGGUUCAUCAAAGUCGACCACGGCAAAGCUGAUAUAGUUCUCUCCUUUGCCCGUGGAGCUCACGGAGAUUUCUCUCCCUUUGACGGACACCGGGGUGCUCAUUCCUUUUAGCCAGGCGAGGGAAUGGGGGGAGAUGUGCACUUUGAUGAGGAUGAGACAUGGACAGCAGGGAGGCAAGGUUAAAGCUUGCUUGCCAUCGCAGCUCAUGAGCUUGGCCACUCUCUGGGUCUGACUCACUCCAGAGACCCUGCUGCCAUCAUGUACCCCAGUUACAGGUAUCAAAGCAGCACACAGCCAACCCUGGCCACAGAUGAUGUGCUCGGCAUCCAAAUGCUGUAUGGGAAGCCCAGCACAAACGUGGAAACAGAAUCGACCGCUCCCAAAAAAUGCAACCCCAACUUUUCUUUUGAUGCGGCUGCAAUGAUCACGAAUGAUGUGGUUUUCUUUAAUAACAGGUACAUGUGGAUGAGAACAACAAAGACGACUUAUUGGAAUCGCCUGAGCGAGAGCCACAUCAGCACAUUUCUGCCAGACAUCACUGCUCGUGUUGAUGCUGCUUAUGACAUCCCUGCCAAAGGCGUGGCGUACAUAUUCACUGGUCUUAAGUACUGGGUGGUGCGACAGCUUAAGACAAGAAUCAAAGCUAAACCCAUCCAUGAGUACGGCUUCCCCUCCAGAGUCAAGCAGGUUGAUGCUGCUGUUCAUGUUGAUGGGAAAACAAUGUUCUUCGUAGGAGAGUUUUAUUACAGGUAUGAUGAGCACAGGAAACAGAUGGACCCUGGUUUCCCAAGACUCAUCCAAAAGGACUGGAAUGAAAUCCCAAGCAAGAUCGAUGCUGCGUUUAAGUGGCAUGGUAGCAUCUUCUUCCUGAGUGGUACAAAGUCCUACCAAUAUGACUUCAGACAAAAGCGUGUGUUGAAAAUAAUUUCAGGAAAUUCUUGGCUGGGAUGCUGA